AUGCAGCCCCAGCCCGCCGCCGCCUACUUCGGCCAGCCAGAACCAGCAGCCAGCUGGCAGCAACCCCCGAUGGACUACCCCAGCCGGACAUUCACCAAAGCCCAGCAGGACAGCGCCACCGCCAGAGCCAAGCCGAUGCCGCCCCCGCCGAUCCCAGAGCUGGCCAUCGCCGCACAGCAGGACUGGCCCCACCCCUACUCCCAGCUCCCCCAGGCCUUCGCCACCCCGCCCCAGCACCCCUCCGCCCUCCAGGCCUCGCUCAUCCGACAGCUGGCCGAGAGCGAGCGGCAGCAACGAGCGGCACCCUCCCCCCACCAGAGCCAGCAGCCACUCGCCCACUCCCCCCAGCAAGCCCUCCCACUCAGCAGACAGCCCGCCCAGACACCCAUCCCCAGCCAGUCGCCCGCCCGCACCCCCUUUGCCCGCCCGCUCUCUCAAGCCCAGAACCGCCCGCUCGCCGAGCUGCCCAGGCCGUCCUCCCAGGCCGGUCAGCAGGCCCACUCGCCCUUCCCAUCCGGGCCCAGCCAGAACGGAACCCCGCAGACCGCCUUCAAGUCCCUGCCCGUCAGCAACCUCACCCCUGCCCAGCAGGCCGCCCGGCUCCCCGGACAGCACCACCAAGCGCCCACCUCGGACCCCAAGCGAGACGAGCUGAAUCUGGUGGCUGCAGACCAGCGAUCGAUGUACCCCCUCGAAGCCCAGUCCCAUCCGAUCCAGCUGAGCGCAAGCCAGCAGCAAUUCCUGUCACAGCAGCAGCACCAGCUCAGCCAGCUCACGCGCGAGCAGUUCAUCCAGCUGCAGAUCAGCCAUCCCGCCCAGGCCGCAGUGCUCAUGUCCCAGCAUCAGGCCCUCGCCCGAGUCAAGGCUCAGGCAGAAGCCCAGAACCUUUCCGAAGCGAAUACCCGGCUCUUGCUCGAACAUCAGCACAACGACUUCUGGCAACAUAACCAGCGCCUCUUCCUGCCCCCCGGCCAAGCCCCCGAUGACCCAGCCCACCCACAAGCCUUCGCCAACCAAAACCAACAAUCCUUGCACCUCCAACGUCUCCAUAUGGGCCAGAUGCAACAACUCAAAGAGAGUAACGCCCUCCAGCAACAGGCCCUCCAGGCCGCUCAGAACCAGCGCGCCGCCAAGGGCAACCACCUCACAUCCCCCUCCCCUCUCCCCUCCCAGGUCCAGCAACAACACCAACAACACCGAACUGUCUCCCUCCAACAGCAGCAACACUUCCUACGCCAACAGAAUUUCCUCGCCCAACAGCAGGCUCAGCAACUGCCUCAACACCACCAGCAGCUCCCCCAGCAUCCUCAGCAACUGCCUCAACACCAGCCGCAACUACCUCAACAUCAACACCAGCAGCACCAGCUCCACCAACAGGCUCAACAACAAGCCCAGCAACACGCACACCAACAAGCCCAGCAAGCUCACCAACACGCCCAGCAGCACGCCCAGCAACAAGCACACCAGCACGCCCAACAACAAGCCCAACAACAACAUCAACAAGCCCAGCAACAACAAGCGCAGCACAAGCCCAACAACAACUGCAGCAGCAAGCGCAGCAGCAAGCGCAGCUACACCAGCAACAACAGCAGGCACAGCUACAACAACGAAAAACGCAAGCUGGCCGAGCAACAGGAACAGCACCAGUUUGCGAUCCGUCAGCGUCAACAAAAAGAGCCCCCAAACGACACGCACGCAGGCCUGGCGACCAACGAGUCUAAUCUCAACCACUCGGGCUCGCCUAACGGUCGGCCAUAUCUUCCUGGGAACACCACGACGCCCUCGCGACCCAAUGUGGACUCUUCUCACCAGACGCUGAUGCCGGCCCCUGCGGCUCCCCAUCCUCUUCCUUCGGCCGGCACUGUGAAGAAAGAGGGCGAGAAGAACGGGCUCCACGGGCUUCCUGCCUCUGCGGCGGACCAUCUCCCGGUCCCCGCCGGCCACACCCACCACUUGCUUCCCGACCCGUCCCCCGAGCACUGGCCCCAUCCUUCGGCUACCCCUGCUAUCAAUGGCUCGUCCGCUCUUGCCUCCAACUUCGCCGGCCACCCUCCCGCUCUUGCUGGCCACCCUGGAUCCGGCGCCGGCUUGGUGCGGUUGCAGAAGUUCUUCGACUCGUUGACCCAGGUCGUUCUUCAAGACGACCCGAUGGCUUUUCUGCAACAUCUGGUCCAUGAAUUUUUCUUCGAUUCUGCGAUUUUCAAGCUCUCGUUAUGGGACUCGAAUGCAGGGAACAGCAAGCCAUUUGAGAUACCGAUCGGAUCAUUAGCGCGAUUUCUGAAUGAGUUUUUUGAUGCUGGAGCGCGAUCGAUGACGAUGAGUCAUGCGAAGGCGGCGGAGAUGUUACUAUUGAUGCCAGUGGUGCACCCGACGCUCGGGACGCGCCAUGUAGGCUAUGCGGUCGAGAGCGAAGCGAGCGUAUGGGGCGUGGAGUAUAACACGGGAGUGAAGGUCGAACUGAUGGGCAAGCUGAGUGCGAAUAUGUUCAAGAGUGGACCGCCGUCGACGAGUGGAGGCGGCUCAGAUGGAGUUGGAGGAGCGGAGUUGAAGAUGGACGCGCUAGAAUUCAUCUGCUGUUCGCAUGUCGAAUGGAUCAAUCGAAGGGCGGUGACACGGGAGACGAUCGACCGACUGUUAUCGGCCCCGGCCACCAAGGCCGACCCCGCCGACCCAAACGACCCGCUUGCUCCUCCUCCAGCUGCUGCCGCUGCCACGCUUCCCGCCCCCUCCCCUCCGACUCCCGGCCAGGGUAAAACUCCCCUCCCCCCUACGAAGGGAAGACGCCAGUCCGCCGCUACCGCGCGAAAGAAAAGCGUCGCCGCUGCCGCCGCCGCUGCUGCCGCCGCCGCCGCUGCUGAAGAAGCCGAUAAAAUCGCUUACAGGACCGUCAAAUUCGAGGCUCUCGCACUCCCGCUUAGUCCGGUCGGGCCAUUCGGAAUCCCCGAGAAAUCGAUGCGCUGUUUGGAGUUGAUCGAAGGAGUCACUCAAUUAGGUCCCGUGAUGGCCUUUUCGAUCGAAAACAACAUGCCUCCAUUGGCGGCAUUGCAAGAGUUUACGGAGAGGACGGCGAUGGCGAUGGGCGGAUCGAUAGACGGUGGGGGCGGAGCAGGUACCAGUCGCGGCGCGAAAGGGCCCACGACGAACGAGGCCACCAGUCCCUCAACCAGCCACCACCAUGCGCGCAACCGCUCCUCUACGUAUGGCAAUGGAGCAACAGGGGAGCCGGGUGGCGAGGCAGAGCCGGACGAUUCCGGCAAGCAGCCGCAGAACCACCCCCCCGCCACUAGCUCCUCCUCGACCGCCUACUUCCUCGCCGGGAGAAACAACACCGACGCCUUGCCUCCCAUCGUUCCCCCUACAUCAGCCACCACGGCCGCCCCGCCCGCAUCCUCCUCCUCCUCGACCACUCUCGCCCAACAACAACAGAACAACAACAACAACUCCUCAUCUGCCUCCCUACCUGCACCAACAACAACAGACGACCUCGACCCUCCUCCCCCUCCUCCCGCUACUACUACCUCCACCAACAACCCCCAGCCAGACCCUCCCUCGCCACUCCCCUCACACACAUCCCUCCUCGAAAACAUCGGCAGCAACGCCAAGAAAAACGAAGCACCCGGCCCGCCCAUCGUCACCCGGCAUUCCAACCUCUCCGCCCACCUCAAAAGACGAGCCAGCUCGAACGACUCGCUCGACGACCACCCCCACCACCAUCUCCACAAUAACCCCGCCUCUCUUCCCUACCAUUACCAGAACCAUCUCCAUACCUCCUCCUCCCAACAACAGCCUGGCCUCCUCCUCCAAAACUCCGCCCUCUCCCACCAGCUCCCCAUCCAUUCGAAUAACAGCACCAUCAAUAACAGUAACAACCGCCGCUCCAGGUCCCCGUCGCCUCACUCCGCAUCCUCGAACUCGGCGCCCAAUCAUCCGAGGAACGUCCGUGCUAGACUCGGGAGUAAAAGUAACAGCGCUUGA
This is a messenger RNA of Puccinia triticina, 3975 nucleotides long. RefSeq lists its product as uncharacterized. Gene Ontology annotation, biological process: positive regulation of transcription by RNA polymerase II; negative regulation of transcription by RNA polymerase II. The transcript is spliced from 8 exons. NCBI's taxonomy places the organism in Eukaryota, Fungi, Basidiomycota, Pucciniomycetes, Pucciniales, Pucciniaceae. The record is from RefSeq and is a predicted model, not a curated record. Bases 1 to 3975 code for a protein of 1324 amino acids. Gene Ontology annotation, cellular component: transcription regulator complex; nucleus.